AUGCACCGAACCAGUUUGGUGCAGGUCAGCGUUAUCAGAGAUAAGGUGGAUGAUGGGGUGGAGACGAGGGACGGGAACGGUCCCGAGGAUCCGGUCAACGGAUAUCCGGUAGAGGAGGACGAGCCGGUAGAUGGCAUGGUUGAUAUAUACAAGAAUCUUGGAAGGAGAAUGGCAAUGGAAAGCUUAGGGUUGAUAUGGAGGGAAGGACCACAGUGGAUGGGAAAGGCCCGUAAUCAAUUAUGGGAAGGACCAUGGGGGAUGGGAAAGACGUUACCCUCUUGGGCGUGCUUUGCCUUCGCACUUGGCUUAUUUCUGGGGCGCUACACGCUGCUGCAGACUUAUUCUCAUAUUUCAGGUGUGUCAAUCAUUCACCUUUCACUCGUCAAUCUAACCGCCCUCGUCACUUUACACCACUUUCAAAUCUCAUCUCACACGUUUAUCUACGACAUCGCUACUCGACAAUCUGUUAAGACUUUGCUAAUUGGAUACCACUAUCGUCCAACUGAUGUGAUCAAUGUCACAAGUAUCUGCGCACAAACAGCCACCUCACACUUACUCGCCCAUCUGUUGGCCAAACUGAAACAAGCACCCUUCGCAUCUCUCGACAUUCAUCUACUAGUGGCUGGUGCUCGACAAGGGUUGAGUGUGCCUCUGACCGCUGACCAACCAGCAAUUUGUCUUCUCAAAAUUCAGGGUCAGCUGAGUCUUUCAUUGGCCAAUCUCGCCGUCAGGGUUUCCCCCUGGGCUCGAAGACACCCCCACGCUCGUCGUCGCGCUGGGCCUAAGAGUGUUAUGGUCGACGACAACAACGAUGACAGUGAUCCACAAGAGUCAUCUACAACUCGUCGUCGUCCUCCACCCAAGCCUCGUCCGCUUGCACGGUCCAAACGUUCUAGCCCCAUGACCUCAUCCGCUGAGGAGGAGAUUUUCGAGGCCAGUUUCUCAAGGUGCUCAUCAAUAAUUCAAAAGACCCCUGAUGUCGAUACAGAUCAACAAUCCUGCCCAUCUCAUGUUCAACUUGCUGAUGGCACUUCAUUGACACGUGCCGAAUUCAACUCCCUUGCAGAUGAAGAAAUAUGCGCCGACACCCAAGAUGGCGAUGUAGAAACAACAGCUCCUGCAUUGGUUGCUGAAGCACACAGCACUACUGCGAGCAAGGAUCCAAAUCCUGCCUCUGAAAUUCAAUCAAAUGACCCCAAUGGUGGGACUUCAGCUACUCCUACUGAGUCGCACAACACAGGGCACGGAAGCAAGGAUCAUGGCAAGGAUACUUCAGCUGCCUGUGCUGAUUCACACAGUGCAGAGGAUGGCAGAAAUAAUUCUGCUACUCCUGCUACUGGCCGCCCGCAUAGGUCAUGCGGCGGCAAGUCAUAUGCACCUGAUCGUAACAACGGUGAAGAGAGCUCUCCAUCUGACAGUGACUGGGCUGCCGACCAAGAGCUGCGCAAGAAAGGACAACGAGCUGCUGUUGAUGCCGCUGCGAAUGAUGGUGACGACGACGAGGGUGUCCCUGCAAGCAACUCCCUGUCUCCAUCUCGGUUGAUGGCCACACAAAAGCAAAAGUCCAAGGUGAUGGUGGACGUCAAUGAAAACAACGACAGCGAAGACGAAGACUUUGUGAAGAUCAAAGGGAGAAUACCUCAAGCAGGUAUCUCAAAGGCGCAGGAGCUUGGAAAGAAUACGUUGGAAGCUGCCAGAGCAAUUGGAAAAGAAUAUGGGAAGAGUGCAAGGACGAUCCUCAUCCAAGCUGGGUUGACGAUGAAGGCAACCCGGAAGGAGUCUCCGUGGAACCAACAUCAGACAUGGUUUGCAGCUACCUGCCCCCCACCUAAAGGAGUGUCGGGAGCUGUGUUGCCAGCGGAUCUUAAGGCUUGGAGGGUGAAGCAACGAGCUCAUUACAAGGCCCACCCACAUGGUGACCCUCAGCACGCAUCAGUGUGGAAGGAGAUCCUGGAGAACUGGGAUCGUGCUGUUGCGGGUUCAACCGAGGACCUUACAUCACGAUCUGCUGCAGGUCUGAUGAUGGCUGUUCGUGAUGCUUUCACAAAAUCGGCUUCAUACUGGCAUCACACCCAUGGCAUUCACAUUGCCGGUGUGGCAAUAUUCCCUGGUGACAAAGAAGCAGGCCACCAAGCAUCAGGACUGUUCGCCGGCUCUGACAUGGUCAAGGCCCUCAUCAACUCACACCAACUGGAUAUUAAGCAUUGGCUAGAUGAGCUCACCACAAUCCUUAAGUACAAAGACUUGGAGGCCGCACACGCCAAAGGCAAGACUUUCAGUUUGCUCCCCCCUUCUUCCACCACUCCAAAUGGUACCCUCUUGUGUAACGGCAAGCCAGCCAGGGAUAGGAACAGAAAGGUGGUGCCCAUGAUAAUCAGUGAGAAAUUUGCUGAGGCCGGCCACCCACUCAAAACCUCGAACAGUAGGUGGUUGACCAUGUUGGACAUCCUGUAUGCCGAGAAGCUUUGCAUACAUGAUUGGCCCGCUGGUGUUCCCCCGCCUGGCCCCGAUUUUGAUCUCAAGGCUCUAUCUGCAAGUCAACUAUGCCUUGAUGACGACAAUGACGACAGCAAGGCAGAGGCAGCGAAGGCGAAGAAGCGCAAAGGCAAGUCCAAGAAGUCAGACGACAAGGGAAUGAAGAUGGGGCCGAUUGCAGAGGAGCCAAGUGUAGUAUUGCAUAUCAGCAGAUGGCCUGAAAGUGAUAUUCUUGCUCUUGAGAUGCAGGCCUCAAAUGUGUGUCUCAUCCCCCUCGUCAUCGACACUGACAGCAGGGUCGUUCACGCCCUCCAAGACUCGGAGAAGUGCAUCAAGGACCUUCCACAAGAUGACACUCCUAGACGCCGCAACAAUGAGCUUCGCACUCAACUAUUGGAGCUUCGCGCUCAACCAUGGGAGCUUCACGCCCCAAUCAGGAAGCUUCGCGCCCCAAUCAGGCAGCUUCACGCUUCAAUCAGACAGCUUCGCGCUUCAACAAUGCAGCUCCGAGCUCCAACUGUGAAGCUUCGCGCUCUCGAAACCCCACGCUCACGUCACCCUACUAAUCGAGUCUUUGACGACCUCCCGCCUUUGUCACCGUCAACACCAUCUUCGCAAUUCUCGUCUCCCCCUCCUAUUUCACGCUCGUCAACUCCAGUGCCAACUUCAGAUUAUUCGCACGUCCGGUCCCGCUCUCGAUACAAGCCGUCCUGCAAUGGAGCACUUCGACAUCAACAUGCAUAUGACGAUGUUAUGCCAACAUACAAUUCAGAUAUUUGCAAACGGACUCGGCCCCAUUAUGAAUCUGCUCAGGAGACUGAAGACUUGGAGCGUGAAACAGUAGAGGAGAGGCACCGUGUCAGGGUGCAUGACAAUUCCCAUAUACAUUCAGGGCGGGCCCAAUCGCAAAUUGUCAGCACCUCCCGUUCUCGUUUGCCAUCGUAUUUCUCUGUUGUGCCGCCCUCCCGUACCGGUUCCUCUGUUGUGCCGACCUCCCGUGCCAGUUCCUCGCAGUGCCGCCAUUAUCCAACUGUCAGAUCUCCGCAUAUUCGCCCAGCAUCUCCUGAUUGCCGUCUAAUCAUCGAGGAAGAUGAGUAUUACUAA
This is a messenger RNA of Suillus plorans, 3579 nucleotides long. RefSeq lists its product as uncharacterized. The record is from RefSeq and is a predicted model, not a curated record. The transcript is spliced from 22 exons. NCBI's taxonomy places the organism in Eukaryota, Fungi, Basidiomycota, Agaricomycetes, Boletales, Suillaceae. The coding region runs from base 1 to 3579 and encodes 1192 amino acids.